AUGACCGAAAAGAAGUUUCCUUUUCACGAUCAUCCUUUAGCAUAUGAGAAAUUGGACAGAUUUUCUUGCAUUUUGUGCAAAAAGAAAGGUGGUUUUGGCUAUUUCUGCGAUAAGUGCUAUUUUUGGGGGCAUAAGGAAUGCAUCAAGCGCUCACUUCUGCAUCCAUCUCCAUGCAAACAUUCUCUCAAAAUCUACACACUCGAGGCAUUGGGCUAUGCAGGUGACCAUUGUCAUUUUUGUAGAGAUUAUCUUCUUGAUGAUUUUUUUCAUUGUUUGAUAUGCAACAUCAACAUGGAUCUCAAAUGUCUUAAAGAUCCACCACCAUCAAGUAUUUAUCACCCAAAAAACCAUAUGCAUAUGCUUACUCUUUUGCCGAGAGUGGUCACAUUUACUUGUAAUGCAUGUAGCGUAGAAGGUAAGCGUAAUCCUUAUGUAUGUCUUGAAUGUAAUUUGAUGUUCCACAAGGAUUGUAUAUAUCUACCACGAGUUAUAAGCAUCAACUGCCAUGAUCAUCGCAUUUCUCGCAUUUUUCAUCUUGGUCUCGGAGAUUGGAAAUGUGGAAUCUGCCGACAAAAGAUUAGUUGCUCCCAUGGAGCUUUUACAUGCUUGCGUUGUCCUAGUCUUGCAUUUCAUUUAAAAUGUGCGAUGAAAGAUGACGUGUGGGAUGGAAAAGAAUUCGAAGCUGAACCCAAAGAAGAGCUUGAAGAUGAACUCGAAGAUGAUUCCGAAAAGGAAAUUGAAGAUGAUAGUUCUGAAGAAGAAAUCGAAGAACCAUAA
Molecule: messenger RNA, 777 nt
Organism: Arabidopsis thaliana (thale cress)
Lineage: Eukaryota; Viridiplantae; Streptophyta; Magnoliopsida; Brassicales; Brassicaceae
Product: Cysteine/Histidine-rich C1 domain family protein
Exons: 1
Coding region: 1-777 (258 amino acids)
Source: RefSeq, marked reviewed